CGCAGCAGGUGGCCUCUCGGGUCAAUUUACUCAUUAAGAUAUGGAUACACUGAACAAGUUCACAGCUCCUGCAAGUGCAAAACUUCGGCUUCGGUGAUUGAGUGAGUCUGAGGGUGUAUGGGUGUGAAUCUUCACCUCCAAGUGCUAGCCAACAUGGAAUGUUGACUCUGAAAGACUGCAACUACGGUUUUUGCCAGAGCCAUAUAUUUAGACCAUGCCAUAUAAACACACACAAAUACACAUAUCAGACCCCUUGACUUUUCCCACAUUUUGUUACGUUACAGCCUUAUACUAAAAUGCAUUCAAUUGUUCAAUCUUCACACAAUACCCCAUAACGACAAAGCAAAAAACGGGAUUUAGAAUUUAGAAAUAGCUUCAUGCUGCCAUCUAGUGUAAGGUAAGAAGUGAUACAUUCCAUAAGUGGUCUCUACUAUUGUAUCAGCUGCUCCGGUGGUUCUCAACCUUUUUUCGGUUACUGUACCAUCAAGUACAUUCAGCUCUGCCCAGAAUACCCUUGAAGUACCCCUUCAAGUGCAUUUUACCAGAAAGCCUAUGGUCUCAUGAGUCUUCUCAAGUACACCCUGUGGAUAGGUCAAGUACCCCCGGUGGGAGUAAUGAAAAACGGAAAUAUUCCAUUUGCAUAAUUAUUUAGACCCUUUGUUGAAGCAACUUUGGCAGCAAUUACAGCCUCAGGUCUUCUUGGGUAUGACUCUACAAGCUUGGCACACCUAUAUUUGGGGAGUUUCUCCCAUUUUUUCUCUGCAGAUCCUCUCAAGCUCUGUCAGGUUGGAUAGAGAGCAUUGCUGCACAGCUAUUUUCAGGUCUCUCCAGAGAUGUUCGUGGCUGGGCCACGCAAGGACAUUUAGAGAUGCCACUCCAGCAUUGUCUUGGCUGUGUGCUUAGGGUCGUUGUCCUGUUGGAAGGUGAACCUUCGCCCCCAGUCUGAGGUCCUGAGGUACUUUGCUCCGUCCAUCUUUCCCUCGAUCCUGACUAGUCUCUCAGUCCCUGCCGCUGAAAAACAUCCUCACAGCAUGAUGCUGCCACCACCAAGAUUCACUGUAGGGAUGGUGCUAGGUUUACUCCAGACGUGAAGCUUGGCAUUCAGGCCAAAGAGUUCAAUCUUGGUUACAUCAGACCAGAGAAUCUUAUUUAUCAUGGUCUGAUAGUCCUUUAGGUGCCUUUUGGGUGCCUUCCUUCUGGCCACUCUACCAUAAAGGCCUGAUUGGUGGAGUGCUGCAGAGAUGGUUGUCCUUCUGGAGCUCUGUCAGAAUGACAGGUUCUUGCUAACCUCCCUGACAAAGGCCCUUCUCCUCCGAUUGUUCAGUUUGGCCGGGUGGCCAGCACUAGGAAGAGUCUUGGUGGUUCCAAACUUAUUCAAUUUAAGAAUUUUAUUGUUAUUUAUUUAACCUUUAUUUAACUAGGCAAGUCAGUUAAGAACAAAUUAUUAUUUAAAAUGGCGGCCUACCCGUCAUUGUAUGGAGGGUAGGCCACUUGAGGGUAGGCCACAAGAAUGAUGGAGGCCACUCUGUUCUUGGGGACCUCCAAUGCUGCAGACAUUUUUUGGUACCCUUCCCCAGGUCUGUGCCUCGACACAAUUCUGUCUCGGAGCUCUACGGACAAUUCCUUUGACCUCAUGGCUUAGUUGUUGCUCGGACAUGCACUGCCAACUGUGGGACCUUAUGUAGACAGGUGUGUACCUUUCCAAACCAUGUCCAAUCAAUUGAAUUUACCACAGGUGCUCCAAUAAGUUGUAGAAACAUCUCAAGGAUGAUCAAUGGAAACAGGAUGCACCAGAGCUCAAUUUCAAGUCUCAUAGUACAGGGUCUGAAUAAUUGUGUAAAUAAGGUACUUCUGUUUUUUAAGUUUAAUACAUUUGCAAACAUAUCUAAAAACCUGUUUUCGCGUUGUCAUUAUGGGGUAUUAUGUGUAGAUUAAUGAGGGAAGAAAUGUAUUUAAUCCAAUUUUAGAAUAAGGCUGUAAUGUAACAAAAUGUGGAAAAGGGGAAGGGGUCUGAAUACUUUCCGAAUGCACCGUAUGUGUGUGCUGUAACAUUUUGUCUAGCACGUGCUAUUGUCUCCAAAUGGUAUUAACAGUUAUGUACCGUAUUACGUUUAUGAACACUGCAUGAUUUUUGUGGAAUAUGAUACCUUUAAUGAGAAGCUUUAAACGCGUCUUCCAGCCAGCUUCAGAAGAUGGUCCAGGAUAUCAAGAAGAAUGAUGGCAGCAUCCUAAACAGGCUGAGAAGAUUUCAAAACAAGUCAUCUCCAAAACUACCCGUAAAAGACUAUCAAGGUAAUGACGUGGAGGAAGAACAGUGGUCUGAAAAAGAGUUUGACAGUGACACUUAUGAGUUCCCUCAAGAGGAGAAGGAUGACAGCUAUGAGCCUCCUCCCUGUCAGAGAGUCUUCCCCUCCACCUCGUCUGCCUCCUUUCCCAGGGGGGAAUACAUAGACAGCUGCCGCAGCAGGCCGGGAAGCCCCUCCCCCAGAAAGCCCGUCCUGCCUCCAAAAACCACCAAACCAUCACCGUCACCAUCACUGCCCCCUAAACCCAACCAGCAGGACUAUGAUGAAGAAGACUAUGUCGACCCAGAAAGUGACGAUGAAGACAACUAUAUAAACCCCACAGAGGAAUCACCUGCUAACCGUCUGAUGCAUGGAAGAGGCAAACCAAUAACGAGCAGUCCUUCAAUGUCCAAGACUGUGCCAGAGCGCUCAAAUAGCCCAGAUGUGUAUGAAGUCCCUGACAUGGAGGAAAACUCUCCUCCCCCAGUGAGCAGACCUUCCACACUCCUCAAAGUCCCUAGACAGAGUUUGCCCCCUAGAGCCAGCCCAAGAAUGCACAUGAAGAGUUGUCAUCCAAUCCCAGUCCAGGAGCCCAUAGAUGAUGCUGUAUAUGAAGCCUGCAAUCCAGAAUUAACUGGCAGUACAGCGUCUGAGCAAAAGCCCCUGCCUGCACUUCCCAAACCAAUGCCCAGAGAGACGACGCCAUUGAGGCCAUACUUUAGACCGAGGCUAGAUAUUGCAUCUGGUGGAAAUGAAGGCACAGCACUGGCCACGAGGCACAUUAACCAGAAACUCACGGCCACACCCCAACCCUCUGAAUACAAGUGUGCCAAGAUUCCUCUGCCACAGAUGUUUACCUCUCACAAACCUGAUAGAGGAACUGUACCCACAGAUGAAAAUGAGUUAACAGAUGCUGAAGAGGGGACAGAUGUCUUGAAGAAACCCUGGUAUGCCAGCACCUGUGACCGUAAGACAGCUGAGGAUGCCUUGGUUCGCUCAAAUAAGGAUGGGUCCUUCCUCAUAAGGAAGAGCUCUGGUCAGGACACACAGCAGCCAUACACUUUAGUGGUGUUUUACAACAGUAGAGUCUACAACAUCCCAGUGCGCUACAUCCAAGCAUCGCAGCGAUACGCACUCGGGAGGGAGAAGAAAGGAGAGGAGCGUUUCACCAGUGUUUCCCACAUCAUUGAGAACCAUCAGAGGAACCCCUUGGUACUGAUUGACAGCCAGAGUAACUCCAAGGACUCUACCAAAUUGUGCUAUGCUGUGAAUCCUUAGGCCUCACUAGAUCCUAACUAGUCCUAUGGAUCAUCAGGGAUUUAAGGUUCGGACUUGGGAGUCACAUUCCAAAUCAGUGCGUCGAGUGCAAGUCAUCAGGCAACUUGAUGCUGCUCUCAGUUUGAAAUUACUGACCAUCUGUUCAGGUUUUGUGAGAAACAGUUGGAUUAGUUCGGUCACAUUCACCCAGUCAUGGCUUUCCAAGCAAGACCAGAAUGAAAUUGACUUACUGUAAUGUGCUCUAGACAGACUGGUUGCUUUUGGCAAUGUACCAAUGCACCAGCUUAACACGUCUGUACGUCAUAUAACGUCCGUUGGACAUAGAGGAAUGACAUCACUGCCUUCUCUCCCUGCCAACAUCCCCCGGCCACAAAAUAGAAGCUAUCAAGAUGAAGAUCACAGAGGUUAUUUUUAACGAGUGCAUUUGGUAAUUGGCUAGAUUGCAUCAACUACCUUCACUAAAACCACUGCAAAGGUUUUACCUGCAAACUUUGAAUCGUGAUUUGAUGGGAGAGGUGCCUGUCUGAAGAGGACCCUCCUGGAACAAUUUUUUUCCAUCUUUUCGAAAUGUACUAAGUCAGUCCGUCAUGAUUACCGGACCCUAGUCAAUGCUGUUGCCUAGGGUCAUGUUUCCGGGACUGGUUUUGUGCCAAUUCAGUAAAAUAGUUCAUGUGUGUACAUUUUCAAACGUGUGUUGAACAUUUUGCAUUCUAUGGGGUCUUUUCUACCAACCAAACAUGGCCCCUCGAAUAGUGCCAUGAUGUAUUCUUAAAGAAUAAAAUAUUGUAGAAAUAUUAUAAAUAGAAAGUAACUACAGUAAGUGUGAAUGGUGUAUGAUGCUGGAAAGCAACACCAAUAGAAAAAAAAAAUAUCUGCAGCAUUGAGUUUUAUACUAUAUUCUUUAGUUGUGUUCAUUAACUCAAAAUGAUUGAUAUACCUUUCCUUUCUUAAUUGUUACCCAACUUACAUACAUAUUCAAUAAUCACACAUAGAUUGUCAAACUAUUUGUAUUUAUUGAUCUGU
This is a messenger RNA of Oncorhynchus masou masou (cherry salmon), 4586 nucleotides long. RefSeq names its product B-cell linker protein-like. The coding region runs from base 2193 to 3563 and encodes 456 amino acids. The record is from RefSeq and is a predicted model, not a curated record. NCBI's taxonomy places the organism in Eukaryota, Metazoa, Chordata, Actinopteri, Salmoniformes, Salmonidae. The transcript has 22 exons. Gene Ontology annotation, biological process: cell surface receptor protein tyrosine kinase signaling pathway; intracellular signal transduction.